Funneliformis mosseae is the source of this 426-nucleotide messenger RNA. The record is from the annotation of a GenBank genome assembly. Lineage: Eukaryota; Fungi; Glomeromycota; Glomeromycetes; Glomerales; Glomeraceae.
AUGUUUUCCUCAAGCAUUUUAAAAUCUACCUUGUUAAACCGUUCAAAUGUAAUACUUCGUUAUUCAUAUGGAGCGGGUAGUCGUAAUUUGAAUACUCAACAAGUUACCGAAAAAGUUAGUAAGACCGCUAAAGGUGUUCAAGGCACCUUGUCUAAAGUUGCAGGUUAUCAAAGACCAAUUGUAUACAAUGCAAGGGUACUUAAAGAAAUUGCUAAAGAAGUUUAUAAAAAAGAAAGCCUUGGUCCACCAAACGGUGCUCAAUUUUCUGAGGCUUGGGAAAAUCUUAAAGCUAUUCGAUGGCAAAGUAUUAAAGAUUUAAGUCCAAGAGAUUUUAUACAAAUUGGUAUACGAAGUAUCGAAGUAGCAGGUUUCUUUGCUUUAGGUGAAAUCUUUGGUAAAUUUAGUAUAGUUGGAUAUAAUGUUUAA